This is a messenger RNA of Capsella rubella, 747 nucleotides long. RefSeq lists its product as uncharacterized. The record is from RefSeq and is a predicted model, not a curated record. The coding region runs from base 25 to 747 and encodes 240 amino acids. The transcript has 3 exons. NCBI's taxonomy places the organism in Eukaryota, Viridiplantae, Streptophyta, Magnoliopsida, Brassicales, Brassicaceae.
ACAGAAGAAGGUAAAACUGAUCAGAUGGAGGGCCCUUUGCUGUCCAAGAGUGAGCGAAAUGAUGUUACAAUCCAUGGUGAUUCUUCCACAAGUGAUGAGCACGUCGUCGACAUUACAGUCAAUGACGAUUCUUCAUCAGCUGAUGAGAAAACACCACAUGAGGGUGUUCAGUCGAGUAGAACUGAUAUUGAUGCAGUUGUUUGGACUCUGGUCGGGUUUGUUGUGGCCUUGCUCCAGAUUGUUGCAGCCAUUGCUGUUCUGACUCUGACAAAAGACGAGCAACAGCCUUCACCAAAAAUAUUGGUUACACUGAUCAUCGCUUAUACUUGUGGUUGUAUUCUCACUCUCCCUAUUCUUGGUUGGCGUUUCUGGUUUUAUAACCAAAGUGUUAGCUCAGAGACAAGGAUAAACGAGGUGAUGAACAGUUUGAGAAUGAUGCUUGGAUAUUUCUUCGUGGGUUGGAUUACGGUGUUUAUAUGGCAUCUUGUUAAUAACUCAUCAUCUAUAGAUUAUUCUGCGCCACACUUCUGGUUAUGUUUGGCUUUCUUUGCUAACAGUUGCAUCCAACAUGUGUUUCGUAAUCUCCACUGUUCGGUGAUCUGUUUUGUGUUUCCUCUGCUGCCACGUUUUGCCGAAGUUGUGGACUUCAUUGGUGACAUUGAUGAGAAGCUAACUAUAAUUGGCUUGGUAUUCAUUGCGUGCGUUGGAAUCCUUACGUGCAUCUGCAAAUGUAGAUCACAAACUUAA